AUGUCUUCGGAUCUCAGAUCAAAGCAGGGGAGGAAUAGAUCCAAAAGCCAGGCUUUGUGAGUAGCACAGUUCAAGAUGGUAGCUGAUAGCGGGUACAGAGGCAAGAAUCCUGCCCUCAGAAUGUUUCCGGGGACUCUGAGUUCUGGCCAGGGGAUCAGUAUGGCUGCCGACCCUCAGUUUGGUUUCUGGGCUGCAGUAAGUCAGUGUCUGCAAAAUAUGUGGGCCCGGAGGCACUUGGACCUGUUUCUGUUUCUACUCUGGAUGCUGGUGAUCCUGUGCUAUUUUGUGAAUACUGAUUCUGUGUCUUUAAGUAAGAAAUUGCCACGGCACAAUGGAACUCUAAAAGUUCGAUCCAACUGGGAAAUUCUGUUGAAAUUUUUCUUUCCAACAAGGACUGACAUGGCUAAGGCAUGCAUUAUAAGGGAGAAUCAGGAGGUAAUGGCUUGUAAUAAGCAAUCAUAUCUCAGCGAGACUGAAUGUUUAAAAUCCAAGUGCUGCUUUUCAUCAUCUGGGACCAAAAUGAGGUGCUAUGCCCCACGAAGAGAUAAGCCUACACAGAUGCUCCGGGUAUUUGGGUUCUCUGUGAUCAGCAUGAUAAUCCUGGGAUUUCUUCCUAUGUAUUGCUGUUCUCUUUGCCGGAGAAGGCUUUGUAUAUUUUAUCAUCAAACAAACUGGGAUGAAAAAGAAGUGUGCGAGCUGGAGAUGUGCGGAGUUGUGGCAGCCAACUCGGGGGAAUCUCUGCAAGUGGUGAACUACCAGGGCUCUCACACCCUUGUUCUUAAAACAUUGGUCUGUCUUUAA
Messenger RNA from Alexandromys fortis (reed vole), 801 nucleotides. RefSeq names its product FMR1 neighbor (gene Fmr1nb). NCBI's taxonomy places the organism in Eukaryota, Metazoa, Chordata, Mammalia, Rodentia, Cricetidae. The transcript has 6 exons. The record is from RefSeq and is a predicted model, not a curated record.